ACAGACGCACACCAUGCAGACGGUCGGGGUUCACGGUGUAACAAAUAACUUCAUUAGCUAGCUGGCGUAGCAUUUAUAUAAAAGAAAACCCGCCUUGAAAGCCAUAUUUUGUGUGUCUGCGAAACCUCAAGCGCAAACAGGCCCUCACUUCGAAGAACAAACACUGUCAGGAUGGUGUCAUACAAGCGUCUGAACCCUGAAGAUGUUCAGUUUUCCGGUUCGUUAUUGUCAGAGGAUCCCCGUCCUGUCCGUGAGGAAGUCCCAGUGCCAGAGCAAGAAGAAGCCACCCUACUUCCACGUAGACCGACAUGCUCCGUCACCACAGGCCUCCUGGUGAUCGGCUUCCUGCUGCUGCUCCUCUGUGGAGGCUGGCUAGUGGGCACCAUGUUCUGGCUGCACAAACCAUCCAACCAAGACCAGCACAGACCUCCAUCACCAGCUUCAGCACCAACACUGGAAUAUAAUGAAAAAAACAAAAUCCUGAAUGACACUGAAGCCGCUCUCCGUCGUGAGACCUGUUCUUUGACCCCUGAGGCGUGGAGGUUUGAUUGUUACCCUGAAAGAGGUGUGAUUGUUACCCAGCAGCUGUGUGAGGCAAGGAACUGUUGCUUUAUCCCAGCAUCCUCUGCCUCCUCCUCUGCCUCUAGCCCGUCAGGGAGGAAUGGUAUCCCUUGGUGUUUCUAUCCUACAGAUUUUCCUUCUUACUCGGUCGUGUCAAUCAAAGACACACCCCUGGGACAGAAUGCUACGCUAAUGAAAGAAGUGAAGACCUACUAUCCAGCAGACAUCCUCACUUUAGAAGCGGAGCUCCGUUAUGAGACAGACACACGGCUUCGUGUCAGGAUUACUGACCCCUCUAGUUCAAGGUUUGAGGUUCCCAUCUCUGUUCCUAAUGCCACCAAGAAGGCAGAAAGUCCAGACUACAUUGUGGAGCUUUCAAAGACUCCGUUUGCUCUCACUGUGAAGAGAAAAUCCACAGGGAUGGUGCUUCUGAACACCAAAGUGGCUCCUCUCUUCUAUGCUGACCAGUUCCUCCAGUUCUCCACCUCUCUGCCCAGUCAGUUCAUUUACGGCCUUGGCGAGCACCGCUCCACCUUCCUGCAUGACGUCCACUGGAACACACUCACCAUGUGGGCCAGAGACGUGCCUCCUAUGGAGCAGACAAACCUGUACGGGGCCCAUCCGUUCUACCUAGCAAUGGAGGACGGAGGGAACGCACAUGGCUUCUUCCUGCUCAACAGCAAUGCGAUGGAUGUGGCCCUCCAGCCUGCCCCUGCUCUCACCUGGCGAACAAUCGGUGGGAUUCUUGAUUUUUAUGUUUUCCUUGGUCCUGAUCCUGGUGCGGUGAUCGAACAGUACGUGGAGGUUAUUGGCUUCCCAGCGAUGCCCAUCUACUGGGCUUUUGGCUACCAUCUCUGUCGCUGGGGCUACAACACCAGCGACUCUACCUUAGAGGUUGUAAAGAAAUUAAGGAAUAAUGGAGUACCUCAGGAUGUGCAGUGGAAUGAUAUCGACUACAUGGACCGAGCCAUGGACUUCACUUUUGACCCGACAAACUACGCCACACUGCCAGAUGUGGUCAAAGAUCUGCAUGCUCAUGACCAGCGCUACGUCAUGAUCCUGGACCCCGGCAUCAGCAGCACCCAGCCUGAGGGAUCAUACUGGCCAUUUGACGAAGGACUGAAGAGAGACGUUUUUAUCAAAGACGCUGAGGGAAAAACACUGAUUGGAAAGGUGUGGCCCGGUUUGACAGCAUAUCCUGACUUCUCCAAUGAGGUGACGCAUGAGUGGUGGUACGACAAUCUUAAGAGGUUUCAUGAGAAGGUGCCGUUUGAUGGACUGUGGAUUGACAUGAAUGAGCCGUCUAAUUUCAUGGAUGGGUCGACUAAUGGCUGCCCUUCAAACAGUCUUGAAAAUCCUCCUUACACACCUGGUAUUCUGGGAGGUUUACUGAGAUCUAAAACUGUGUGUGCCACUGCACAGCAGAAGCAGUCCAUACACUAUAACUUACACAGCCUGUAUGGACUCAUGGAAGCCAAGGCAUCUGCAAGUGCUCUGAAGCGGAUUAUUCCAAAAAGACCAUUCAUAAUCUCCCGCUCCACCUUCCCCAGUCAGGGGAAGUACUCGGGUCACUGGCUGGGAGACAACAGGAGUCAGUGGAAAGACCUGUACACCUCUAUAUCAGGUAUGCUGACCUUUAACCUUCUGGGAAUCCCUCUGGUGGGCGCAGAUAUCUGCGGCUUUGGUGAAGAGCCGCAGGAGGAGCUGUGUGUCCGCUGGACGCAGCUGGGAGCUUUUUAUCCUUUCACACGCAACCACAACUCCAUCAACAUGCAGCCUCAGGACCCGACAGCGUUCAGCCCUCUGGCCAACUUAGCCAUGAAACAGGCUCUGCUGCUGCGUUAUUCCCUCUUCCCUGUCCUCUACACCCUCUUCCAUCAUGCUCAUGUGCACGGACACACUGUGGCACGGCCGCUCAUGUUUGAAUUUCCAAAAGAUGUCAGAACAUACGGGAUCGACAAGCAGUUCCUGUGGGGGAAGAGUUUACUGGUGACACCGGUGUUGGAGCCUGAAGUCGAUUAUGUGAUUGGCUAUUUCCCAGAGGGCCUGUGGUACGACUAUUACACGGGUGAUGCUGUGCACAGCAAAGGUGAAGAACUUCGAUUGUCAGCGCCUCUAGAUAAGAUCAACCUGCAUUUACGUGAGGGCUCCAUCAUAACAACACAGGCACCCAACCUGACCUUGUGGGUGAGCAGCGGUCAGCCCCUCCAUCUGGUCUCUGCUCUCUCUGACGACGGUUCAGCCACUGGAGAUCUGUUCUGGGAUGACGGAGAAACAAUCGACACCUAUGAGACGGAAAAAUACGCAUACAUCAUCUUCAAUGUCGCUCAGAACACAAUGACAUCCCAGGUUCUCCAUAACAACGUGGAGGCCACAUACAUCACUGUAGAAACUGCCUCUUUCUACGGAGUGAAGAAGAAGCCGAGCCGAGUGUUUGUGAACUCCCAUGAUGCAUUGUUUAUCUACAGACCCAACCAGGUGUUAACAGUAUCAGAUCUUGGUCUCAACCUGAGUCAGAACUUCACCAUCAGCUGGAUGUAACUGCUUCAACAUUUUUAAUUUAUCUGUUAUUUGGUUCCAGCUGUUCGUCCUGCUGUUUUCACUCCAUGGAAUUUAAAAUUGAAGGCAACAAUAACUGAGUUUUAAGUAUUUACAUUCUUUAAAACAGGAACUUUUAGAGAUUUUUUCUUAAAGGGACUUCUUAAAUUAAAGUUCAUCAAAAAUGGUGAGAAAAAGCCUCAGAUCAAAGAUUGGAUUCAGCUUUAAACCUCAGUCGUUUUGAUGACCUGAGAUAAAACAAAAGAUUUAAAGUAGAUAUUCAGGUUCGUGUUCCAGAUAUUUAUAGUUUGAUGUUUUAAGAAGUAGACAAAAGCAUUUCUGUGGACAGAACAUCACCACAUAUGAAGAUGGACGUCCCUCCACCUCUUAUGGUACAAAAGUGAAGCACAAAUACCCCUGAAAUGGAAGCUGACAUAUUGUGUAAUCCAUGUAGAGACAUAUGAAGCUGCAGUGUUGACAUUCUGCUUCCUUUAACCAACCAAAAACAGGUUUGACUCUCUGAUUAAAUAUCAGUCAUCCUGUCAGUUAGCUCAGCUAACAACAGAGCAGAUUCCUGUUUAAGUUAAAGCAGACAUUAGCAGUCACUGAAAGAUUAUUGACUCUUAUUCUAGUGUUUGCCACAUUUCCUCAUUUUGCCUCCUGAACUCUGAUAACCUGCCACACAAAGGAGCAAUUAGUCAAUAGAGCUGUCAACCAUGACAAAUAACAGUUAUAUAAAACUUCUCCUAAAUAUUGACUAUCAAACAUAAAUCAGCUUUAGAUAAAACUAAGAAGGUAGACACCACGCUUGAAAAAAACGUCUUUAAUGUAUAUUUUGAUGUUAUAGUUUGGCACAUGUCCCAUCUGUUAACAUGGAGGAGAUGGAGCUUAACAGCAGUUUUAGACUGGGUGUGUGGCGGCUGUGUUACAGUUUGAUUUUCAUUUUAAAGCGCAAGUUAAGUCAGGGCUUUCUAACUAAGGUGAUUUGUGUGUCUCUGGCACCAAGAAUCUGAAGAAUAGAGGGCCUGCCUUUUUUUUCUGCAAGCUGUGUAUGUCUAUGAUAAAUAGGAAGUCAUAUGUACAUUGUUUUAGUAGAGAUGUAAAUAUCACCAUCAGUAGAAUAUGCCACAGGCAAGUUAAACACAGUACAGUUACAUUUGCAGUUUGUGCUUUUCGAAGUAAAAGCCCAGGUUGGCAUUUCUGUGGUUGAAAAUCCUCCUUGUUUGCUGAGUUAUAGAAUGAUUGAAGUCACUCGUAGGGAGGCUCAUUAAGGCAGUACUUAUGAUGACAGACAGGGCUAUGACAGCAGGGAGAUCCAGCCAACAUGCCACACACAUGUAUCCCGUCUGAGACAAAGUUAAUUUAGUCGAAUAAAACUAUGACUAAAAAUGUUUGUCAACAGCCUUUUUCCAUGAAAAAAACUAGACUAAAACUGACAAAAAUAUAUCUGUGAUGACUAAAACUGACAAAAACUAAGUUUGGUUUUCGUCAAGA
Cheilinus undulatus (humphead wrasse) is the source of this 4593-nucleotide messenger RNA. It is a transcript of the gene gaa2, whose product is annotated as alpha glucosidase 2. Gene Ontology annotation, molecular function: carbohydrate binding; alpha-1,4-glucosidase activity. NCBI's taxonomy places the organism in Eukaryota, Metazoa, Chordata, Actinopteri, Labriformes, Labridae. The transcript has 21 exons. The record is from RefSeq and is a predicted model, not a curated record. Gene Ontology annotation, biological process: carbohydrate metabolic process. The coding region runs from base 172 to 3102 and encodes 976 amino acids.